Colius striatus (speckled mousebird) is the source of this 6532-nucleotide messenger RNA. RefSeq names its product interleukin 1 receptor accessory protein like 2 (gene IL1RAPL2). NCBI's taxonomy places the organism in Eukaryota, Metazoa, Chordata, Aves, Coliiformes, Coliidae. Gene Ontology annotation, biological process: signal transduction. Bases 3743 to 5779 code for a protein of 678 amino acids. The record is from RefSeq and is a predicted model, not a curated record. The transcript has 13 exons.
AAUUGAAGUAAGCAAUCUGCUUGUUUAUCCUUGUUUUCCAUUAAUUAGAUAUGUGCAAUCUAAAUUUCCUACUGAAAAACAUGAGAUGACAUGCUAAGGGGCCAAAUCUGCUUUUCCCUCACAAGUCUGAUCUGUCAGUGUUGGAGAUGUCUCCAGAGCAGUAUUUGUAGCCAUCUCAGCUUGGGAUGGACGAUGAGGGGAGGGCAAACAAAUUGAGCUGCAAGAAGCUGGAGGGGUAACCCAAGAAGCCCGUGUCCUUGGGAGUGCCUGAGUGAGCCUUUGGGUCCUGCCUGGAUGCCCUGGAAGGCUGCAGUGGUACCCUUGGGCAGUGUGAAAUGGUGCUCCAGGAAUUUCCCCUCCUGCCUGAGCUGGGUUCAUAGUUGUGUUGAUGUGGCUCCCAGAUGCUUUUCUGUAGCCAGAUUUCUUUUUUCCUCCUUUGUUCACUGCUGACCCAGUGGCACAAAUCUUCAUUUCCGUAGAUAACCAAGGUGCAACCCUUAAACUCAAUAGUUCCUUCUGACCUGUGGCAGCACAGGUAAGGCCUAAAGGUACUGCUAGUUCCUAAGGCAUCUCUCUGUUCCCCAAAGACAAGUUUAUUCAGAAGUGGCCCAGUUCUGCAGUGGCCACAUAUUCAAAUGUGACUAGUGAUCUGCUUUCAGGUUCAGACAAGAACUGAGGAAUCUGCCCAGAGUGACCUUGCUGAGAAGAAACUAAAGAGAUCUUCAUGUAACAGGCAAAAGCAAACUCUUUUCAGCUUGCUCACAAAUGACAAGAGAGGAGAGGGAACAGCCCCUGUUUCUGUUCAUGCAGAAUGGCAGCUAAGUAGAGAAUUUCAUAAAGGAAUGAGUCAGUGAAAAUUGAGCUCUAAUGUAAGUCCUGAGGCAAUCAUAAGGAAAUCUUUGGAACUAGAAUAAUCUAGUACUGGUUUUUGAGGUUCUUCUGUUGCAGCAAGGACACCAAGCUGGAUGAAUACCCCCAAGGUAUUCUGCGGGCCCUGGAAGUGACAGGAGACAUUCUGUCCUUCCCAGUCUGUGCAGGAUCAAGUUCUGUUUUAGCAUCCUGGCUGUUGUAGCUGAGUUGCCUGCUUGUGGUCACAGGUGUCUGGGUGAAGAGCCUGUAUGGACGAGUCUCACUUGGGCAGGAGGCCUUGCAGGGUCCUGGCAGACUAAGGCACCCUGGUCUGGACCCACUGAUGGACAAAGCUGAGCACGUGGCUAUGUGUUUUGUGAGCUCUGGGCCCACUUUUUAUUGCUUCCUACUGAAAAUAAGAAACAAAUGGUUCUUUGAAGCUAAUGGCCUCUUUUGUCUGACUAUAUAUGCCAUAAUCCUAUUGCAGUCCUGUAGCAACCUCCCUGAUGUCAGACUGGCCUUGUACACACAUUAAUGAGCCAUUACAUACUAACUCCCUGCCCAGCCCACACUGUCUCCCUCUUGCCUUCCUUCUGUUACACUGAAUCAUUUUUCUUUCUCUUGCUUGUUGCUUGCCUGCAGUGAUGAGUGUGUGCCCUUUUGCUCACUGGGAGUCUGGCAGUAAAUCAUACCUUUGCUUUUUUUCCCCCUUUUUACAUUCUGGAGCAGCUGCUCUGAUUAGUUUGAAGCAGAAUAAAAGACCUAUAAAUGAGGAGAAUCCUGAAGGUAAGUACUUCACUGUGGACUUAAUGUCAAGGUACAGUACACAUAGUAGCUUUUAGAGACCCUUUAAAAGCUGUUAGCCACUGUAUAUUUAACGGGAGGAUAUAUUUCAGACAUCUGAUUGACUGCCCUUGAAGGCUGAUUCUUGCUCUAGAAUGUUUAUUUUCAAGAAACCUUGAUCUGAGAACUUUUGAGAACAUCAUAUAUUGUGUUCAUCACCCUUAGUGGGUUACUUCUGCUGUCUGAAUUGUACCAGAUUUGUGGUGACAAUAAGGCAGAGGAAAGAAUAGCAAGUUCUAUCAGAGGAGUAAUGGAAAAGCCAUUCCUGUACAUUCGAGGAUUGCUUAAGAACCAUCUUCUUUUUUCACUGUAGAAAGUGUUAUUUUUGAUAUUUCUCCCAGUUCUGAUUGCUUCAGGGAGGACAUGAUUCAGUGAUCUUGGAUCCCUGCAGAGCCCAGGACACUAUCUUAGUCCCUGUCUCAGGAAUGGGGAAAUGACAAGCGACCUCCAGGUACCCUUGAUAGGCAAAGCAUUGCCAUUCUGAAGCACCGAGUCCAGGGAUUUAACAGAAGGAUUUAGAAUAGGAACUGGUUCAGAAAGCUGUCAAUCAGUGGUCUGUAGCUUUCAAGUUGCUCUUGAAUGUACUGUUGCAGUAGUCUUUAAACUGGGUCUUCUUGACAGCAUCUCUAGUGAAAUUACUGUGCUUCCUAUAACCCAUUUCCUGCCCCAGUUCCUGUCUGCUCCCAGACACGUUCCGUGUUUCCCUUGGUGUUUGCAGAGUCAGUGUUUGGCCAAGUCUGUCUUCGUUCCUCCAGAGAAGUGUUUUUAGGUUUGCUGCAGCUUCUGUGAUCUAAGGGUUUUUAAUGAACAACCUCACUGGGGCUCUCCAGAUAUGCUGAUCACCAGAAUCUUCACCAAAAGCAUGAUUUUCAACCAAUUUUACAAGUAAUCUGCUUCUACUUACCUUCUUGUGGUCAUGGGAGAUGCUGACUGGGGUUUCUCUACCAGGAUGCAUGCUAUGCUCCACUUUUCAGUUGGUUUUACCAUGUUCCUAUCACCCUAUCAUUUCACACAACUGCUUCGGCUCCUCUUUGUGCUGUUUCCUGUCUCAGCAAAGAGCUCCCUGUUUCUCAGCCCCUGUCCUUUUCUUGAGUCUUGGGUUAAGUCCUUCUUUCAGGUUUUGGACCAUAGUGUACCUGCAAAGGGUAUUUCUUUGGAUCUUAUGGAGUGCUUGAUGUCUCUGCUGUGAUUCUGGUCCUUGAGCUAAGGCUGUCUCUGAUGUGCCCACUCCAAAGCUGUGGUUAUUUAAAUUCCAAGACAGCUGAUGUGUCUUCUCUGCUCAGGUGACUGGCACCCUACAUUGAUUUCCAAAUAGUGGCUUCUCUUGUUUUCAAAGUGCAAGAGUUGCCUCUGGCUCUAAGCAGUUCAAUGGAAGCUGUUCACUGGAUGUGGAGGCUGGAGAACGUGCCUGUGUGGAGCAGACAUACCUGUGCACUUGCCUUCUACCUGUUUUCUGCCAGGGGAUAACAGUAAUCAAAACUGAAAUCAAGCAAGUAGUUUCAAUGUGCAUGUUCUGUUUCCUUUAAGACAGGCUAUAACUCUAAUGUUGCUUUUAUUUGCUGUUUCUGGCAUUUUUACAUAGGUAAGAAACCUUCAAGUCUGAAAUACACAAAACAGCUCCUUACAGAAAUUCAGGCCAAUUGUAGAGUAUUAUGAUGUUAUCACAAGCCAAAAGCAUUGGCAAUCAAAGGUGUUUUCGAAGCCGUUAGCUCCAGUUUCACUGACUUGUUUUGUUUUUUUCUGUGAUAACACUCGUUGCUUUUGAGGAAACGAACUCACUGACAGCUUGGAGGGAUGGACUGGCUUAGAUGUACUGGGAGAGGGGAGUUCAAUACUUUAAAAUGCAUGGAUAACAAAGCUUGAAACAAAUGUCCUGACAAGUAUUUAUUGCCAGGCAUCAAAACAGGCCGUGUUCACUGAUGCUUAAAGAGACCUUGGAACACUGACAUCAGCAUUGUAUUACUGAUGUGAUAAAUGAAAGCACCACUUAAACAGGUCACACUGGAGCAGCCUGCCAGGUGAAUGGUGAAGCUGUCACAGAAAGUGAAAGAUGAAGCCUCUUGUUCUCUUGGUUCUUGUGGUCUGUACUGUAGUCAGCAUGAAUUUGAAGCUCGUGUCAAAGAGAAAUUCUGUUGAUGGUUGCAUUGACUGGUCAGUGGAUCUCAAGACAUACAUGGCUUUGGCAGGUGAACCAGUCCGAGUGAAAUGUGCCCUUUUCUACAGCUAUAUCAGAACUAAUUAUAGCAUGGCCCAGAGCACAGGUCUUAGGCUUAUGUGGUACAAAAACAAAGGAGAUUUAGAAGAACCCAUUAUAUUUUCUGAAGUUAGGAUGAGCAAGGAUGAAGAUUCAAUAUGGUUUCACUCGGUUGAGUUGCAAGACAGUGGUUUCUACACGUGUGUUCUAAGAAACUCAACGUAUUGCAUGAAGGUAUCCAUGUCCUUGACAGUAGCUGAGAAUGAAUCUGGGCUUUGCUACAACAGCAAGAUUAGAUAUCUGGAGAAAUCAGAAGUCACUAAGAGAAAGACGAUCUCCUGUCCUGAUAUUGAGGAUUACAGAACAGCCAGUCAAGAGCCAGAUGUAGUAUGGUACAAGGAAUGUAAGCCAAAAAUGUGGAGAAGCGUUGUAAUUCAGAAGGGAAAUACACUCUUAAUACAAGAAGUCCAGGAAGAAGAUGGAGGAAAUUAUACCUGUGAACUGAAGUUUGAAGGCAAGCUCAUACGAAGAACGGUCGAAUUGAAGGUUACUGUUGCAUGCUAUGGAGGUGGAUGGAAAAAUUGCUCCUGUUCAUUUCAAUUUGGCUUGCAGCUUGUUGUACAUAUCAAGGACCUUUCCACCAGAGAGGGCAUUGCAAGCUUUACUCACAGACAAACCUCCAAAGCCCUUGUUCCCCAUGGAGAACCAGCCAACUGUUAUAGAUGUUCAGCUGGACUCCUCAGAGAACAUCUUGGAGAAAAAGAAGUUGAACUGACAUUGAUCUUUGAUGCAGUGGAGGAGGCAGACCUGGCUAACUAUACGUGUCAUGUGGAAAACAGAAACGGGCGGAAACAUGCCAGCGUUCUUCUACGCAAGAAAGAUUUGAUCUACAAAAUAGAGCUUGCUGGAGGACUGGGAGCCAUCCUUCUUCUGCUUAUUUUGCUUGUGACCAUCUAUAAGUGCUACAACAUAGAGUUAAUGCUGUUCUACAGACAGAACUUUGGAGGAGAUGAAGCAGCUGAUGACAACAAGGAAUAUGAUGCAUAUCUUUCAUACACCAAAGUGGAUCCUGAUGCAUUAGAUUGUGAUAAUAAUGAAGAGGAGCAGUUUGCACUUGAAAUUCUGCCAGAUGUUCUAGAAAAGCACUAUGGAUAUAAGCUCUUCAUUCCAGACAGGGACCUGAUCCCUAGUGGAACCUACAUUGAAGAUCUCACAAGAUGUGUUGAACAAAGCAGAAGACUCAUUAUCGUGUUAACUCCAGACUAUGUUCUCAGGAGAGGAUGGAGUAUUUUUGAGAUGGAAAACAGACUCCAUAACAUGCUAGUCAGUGGAGAAAUCAAAGUUAUUUUGAUUGAGUGUACUGAAUUGAAAGGGAAAGUGAAUUAUCACGAAGUGGAAUCUUUAAAGCACACCAUCAAACUUCUCUCGGUGGUCAAGUGGAAGGGACCAAAGAGCAGCAAAUUGAAUUCUAAGUUUUGGAAGCGCCUAGUCUUUGAAAUGCCAGGGAAGAAAAAGGAGGUGGUAUCUCGGAAUCAGGUCCUGGAUUCUGCAGAGCAGGGCCUUUUUGGAGACCUGCAGACUGUACCUUCUCUUGCUGUCACAGGCACUUCUGCCACGUUGGUAGAGUCACGGGCUGGUUUAACUGAUUACCAUCAAGAGGAUUCCAUGCAAAUGAGACAUUAUUGCAGAGGAUAUGAAUAUGAUGUGUCAUCAGCAACAUUGCCAAUAGCUUCCAUCAGCAACCAUCACACAUACUGUAACAUACCUUUGACGCUCCUAAACGGACAGCUACCUCUUAACAACACCGUGAAGGAUCCCCAGGAGUUUCACAGGAACAGCCCUUUGCUGCCUUUAUCAUCAAAGGAGCUCAGCUUCACCAGUGAUAUUUGGUAGUGAAGAUCAGGACCUUCUUGAGAUGCUUCAUGACCGCCAUGAAGACGUGUUUUUAAAGAACUUAGCCCCUAACCCCAUGGGGUGAGAAAACCUAUUUGAAGCAGCAGCACACUUGUUUGCUUUUCUACUUGAACUUUUUUGUUUACAUUUACAAAUUAUUGACAAAGGGGGCAUUCUUUUGUAACUUGGUAAUGUCCUCCCUGUCUUUUAAUGUACAGUUUUAUUGCUUCUUUAAAGUGGGGGGGGGGGGUGCAGAAAAAUAACCCACGUCCUAUCAUUUUACAGUAGGUUUACAAUCUGGGAUGGAUAAAAGGUCACUGCAUGUGAUCUCCAACAUCCUUACAUGUUUAAUAGUUUUUGAAAUACACAGAGGUUGUUGGGGUUUUCAUACAGACUUCAGUACAGUUUGAAAUUCUAAUCAUGUUACGAAAAUGACUCUCUCCUGCACAGACCCCAAGGGGUCAGUCAUUCUCAGAAGGAAGGAGGAGGAAACUUUCCCAAUAACAUUGUCUCACCAACACAUUUUAGAAGAUGAACAGCUGAAACAAUGCAGAUGAAGCUUUAUCAGUAAAGGACGUAGUAACAGUUACUGCAGAAUAAAUCACCUGCUCACGUCAGCACCUCUUCAUUUUAUUACUGAGGCAUGUUGUGUUCCUAGUCAAUGGUUAGCAAUGUGGUUUUAUGAAACAACUUACUAGAGUAUCAGAAGAUAUCUAGAAGGAUUUUAAACGAUUUUUCUGUCAAUUAUAGAUU